Messenger RNA from Cavenderia fasciculata, 1605 nucleotides. It is a transcript of the gene wdr23, whose product is annotated as WD40 repeat-containing protein. Gene Ontology annotation, cellular component: Cul4-RING E3 ubiquitin ligase complex. The record is from RefSeq and is a predicted model, not a curated record. The transcript is spliced from 6 exons. Gene Ontology annotation, biological process: proteasome-mediated ubiquitin-dependent protein catabolic process. Lineage: Eukaryota; Evosea; Eumycetozoa; Acytosteliales; Cavenderiaceae. Gene Ontology annotation, molecular function: protein binding. The coding region runs from base 1 to 1605 and encodes 534 amino acids.
AUGUCAUCAACACCAAGUGAACAUAGUGAUAUUGAUGAGGACGAUGAUUAUUUAGAUGAAGGAGAUCAAAAGUUUGAAGAUGACGAUGACAUUGACGAAGAUGAUGAUUAUGAAGACAUGUACUAUGACCAAGAGGAAGAGGAAGUAGAAGAGGAUGAUGAACAAAUGAUUGGAGAUCAAGGUGGUGGUGACGAUGAUGACAGUGAAGAUAAUGCAAGUUUAAUAUUACAAGUUUUAAAUGCAUAUAUGGUUGGAAGAGGUAAUAAUGAUAUAAUGAUGAACAUUAAUGCUGCAAAUACUUCACAUGCUGAUUUAACCAGAGAAUUAUUUGGACAAAGGAAUUUAGAACCAAUUCGAUUAUUACAUCAUUAUAUACCAGAUGGAAAGAAUCCAAAACAAAUAGUCAGACAAAAUAGUAGAGUAUUCUGUUGUCGCUACGCCAACGAUGGCAAAACAUUUAUGACUGCUAGUCAAGAUCAAAAGAUAAGAUUUUAUGAUACUACAACAUGGAAAGAAAGAAAUAUGGUACAUGCUAGAUAUGUGAGUUGGUCAAUCAUCGACACUGAUUUUAGUCAAGACCAACAAUUCUUUAUCUAUUCUUCAUGGAGUCCAUAUAUUCAUAUUUGUAAUACAAAUGGUGAAGAUAAUACUCAUAUUGCUUUGGAUUUAGAACCAAAUGUAGAUGAAAGAUUUUGUAUAUUUGGAUUAAAGUUUUCACCAGGUGGAUCAGAGAUAUUGGGUGGAUCAUCGGAUGGAUUCAUUUAUCUAUAUGAUUUGAAUGAGUCUAGACGGAUAUUAGAGGUACGUGGACAUUUGGAUGAUAUCAAUAGUGUGACAUACCUAGAUCGCAGUGGAAAUGUAUUUGCAACUGGUUCUGAUGAUUUUAACAUUAAUAUUUGGGACAAGAGAAUGAUUGGACUGGGUGGUGGCAGCACGUCACAAAUAUCGGAUCGAACAAUAUCACCUGUUGGCGUAUUGACUGGUCAUACUAGAGGUGUGACACAUGUAUCUUCCAAAGAAGACGGUACUUAUUUUGUAAGUAAUGCCAAGGAUGAGACAGCCAAACUAUGGGAUAUUAGAAAGAUGAAUACCAAACCAUCAACCACCAAUGCAAAGCUACGAAGCGAAACUGCAUACGAUCGAUACCAAUUCCCACAAUUUCCAGUUAGACCAGUUGAUAAAACACCCGAUCUCUCUAUACAAACGUAUCGUGGGCAUCAAAUCCGACAAACUCUUGUUCGAUGUUAUUUCUCUCCCAUUGAAACUACUGCUCAAAAGUAUAUCUAUACUGGUUCUUCUGAUGGUAGAGUUUAUAUUUAUGAUGUUUUAACUGGAGCACUUGUACAAACAUUGUAUAAAGAUUUUACAAUUAGGGAUUAUGGAGGUAGAUUAAUUCGAGAUUUGGCAUGGCAUCCUCAUUCACCAGAGAUUGUAUCGACUAAUUGGAAUGGUGAUAUUAUCCUAUGGGACAGUUUUAGUGAUGCCAGAGAUUCUUUUAAAAAACAACAAUCCAAUCAAGAAUCAUCAUCAAUAGACUCUGAUGAUAAUAAUGAUAAUGAUAAUAAUAAUGAUAAUAAUGAUAAUGAUUCUGAAUUGCCACUUUAA